CGCGUGGAAGUCUGUUUCAGUACCAUGGAGAGCAGCGCAGUCUCAACGCAGUGGUUUUUUUGGUAUAAUUCACGUCCCUAAAACAAAGGAGACCUGUUAUAUAUUCACGCAUUUCCAAUAAAGGCCCGUUUAAGCGCUGACCUUUCACAAAAACUAGCGUUUAGCUCAAGUAAUUCGUCGCUUCUGGCCGUGAAGCGCCUGUGAAGUGUCACGUGACGCGGCUCUUAUUUGGCGCCUGCAAAAAAAAACACACAAACUCAUGACGCACCUGAGCUUAAAAUUAGACUUGCAUUUGCGCAACACAUUUACAUAAAGCCCAGCGCGUCCGUGUAUAAAUUGCAGCGAACGCACGAGUUUUCCUCUCAGCUGCGCUCCUCAUUUGGUGUCGAUCAAUUGGAUAUAUCUAUUUUAGAUACAGUGACCCGUUCCCCACCGCUCGAGAAUCGAUGAAGACGGACAGUAUAGUGCAAGCCAUCCCGCUGAGCGGCAGAAAGCGCAGUCUGAUCGAGGACGCGCGGCGCGACCGGGAGAGCGGCUCGUCGUCUCCGGGGCCCUCGCGCUGCGGGGACGGCUUCGUGUUUGAGGAGGAGAGCGGCGGCAAAGGCACGCUCUGCGUCCUCUUUGCGCUCAGAAAUGAGAAGAACGCAGGCUUCUUUAAGGCUGGCAAAGUCUUCGAGACUUUUGAGGCCAAGCUCCUCCAUUUGGAGAGUCGACCGAGCAGGAAGUCCAAGAAAAGCGCUGGAGAUGAUCUGGAGUUCUUCAUGAGGUGUGAGGUGCACUGCUCCGACACCGACAUCUUCAUCAACUCCUUAAAAAGAGUCGCAGAUGAUGUGAGAAUAGUGCAGGAAGAAAAACUUCCUUGGUUUCCAAAGACGAUUUCUGACCUGGAUAAAUGCAACCAUCUCAUAACAAAAUAUGACCCUGAUCUGGACCAGGAUCACCCUGGGUUCAGUGAUCCAGAAUACAGGAAACGAAGAGGAAUCAUUUCUGAACUGGCUUUCAACUAUAAGCAUGGCGAUCCUUUACCUGUAGUGGAAUACACUCCAGAAGAGAUUGCCACUUGGAGGGAGGUCUACAGGACUCUGAGCGGUCUGUACCCCACUCACGCCUGCAGACAAUUUCUAGAAGCCCUCGCCCAGCUGGAGAGCGAACGCUUGUACGGAGAGGACAAGAUCCCUCAGCUAGGAGAAGUGUCUGCUUUUCUCAGAGAGAGGACGGGUUUUCAGCUGCGUCCAGUGGCAGGGCUGCUUUCUGCUCGGGACUUCCUAGCCAGUCUGGCAUUUAGGGUGUUCCAGUGCACCCAGUAUAUCCGUCACCCUUCAGCUCCCAUGCAUUCCCCUGAGCCUGACUGCUGCCAUGAGCUUCUUGGACACAUUCCCAUGCUUGCUGACAAAGAGUUUGCUCAGUUCUCACAGGAGAUUGGACUUGCCUCGCUUGGAGUAUCAGACGAUGAUAUCGAGAAACUGUCCACACUGUACUGGUUUACAGUGGAGUUUGGUCUCUGUAAGCAAAAUGGUACAGUGAAGGCCUAUGGGGCUGGACUCCUGUCCUCAUACGGAGAGCUUUUGUAUGCCCUUUCUAAUGAACCCCAGUACAAACCGUUCAAUCCAGCUGAGACUGCGGUCCAGCCAUACCAGGACCAGUCAUAUCAGCCUGUUUACUUUGUGUCCGAAAGCUUUGAGGACGCCAAGCACAAGUUAAGGCAGUACUCAUCCACAAUACAGAAGCCCUUCUCCAUUAGAUACGAUCCCUACACUUGCAGCAUGGAGGUUUUGGAUGAGCCUUCUAAGAUCCAGAAUGCUUUAGCGCAGAUGAGGGAUGACCUGAAGAUCUUACAUAAAGCCCUUGAGAGGAUGGGACAGAAAUAAACCAGAGUGCGAGACACAGCAUCAUCAAUAACAACUAUUUAUUUACGGAAAGCCUUAUGAAUAUUGCUGAUUACACGGCGUAAGAUCCGGUGUUUAAAUGUAUAUGUAUCACCUUUAAAUGUAACGAAGAGUUCUGUUUACCAAAAUAAUAAAUAUCUUUAUUUUGACUACCACAGCGAUGCCAUUAAGAAGAACUGUUUUCUUAAAGAACAAUUUUUUUUUUUGCCAGUAUAAAGAACAUCUUGUGGAAUGGAAAGAUGUCAACGAAUCUUUAUUUUUAAGAGUAAUCCUUCAAAUUAUGAACACAAUCAUUUCAGUUCCCCCUAAAACACGUAACUCCUAAAAUCCAAGAGCCAUAUCGGAAGGGACUAUAUCAGAAUGCAAAUUAUUCAUAGGCUGUUUAGACCAUGUCAAUAUGAAUAUGAACACAAAACCAAAAUAAACA
Molecule: messenger RNA, 2313 nt
Organism: Puntigrus tetrazona (Sumatra barb)
Lineage: Eukaryota; Metazoa; Chordata; Actinopteri; Cypriniformes; Cyprinidae
Gene: th2
Product: tyrosine hydroxylase 2
Exons: 12
Coding region: 447-1868 (473 amino acids)
Biological process (GO): dopamine biosynthetic process from tyrosine
Cellular component (GO): cytoplasm; perikaryon; axon
Molecular function (GO): tyrosine 3-monooxygenase activity; iron ion binding
Source: RefSeq, a predicted model, not a curated record